AUGAGGGAUGCAACGCUGGGAGCAGGCAUCAAGCUCACGCCGACGCCCUCACCCUUCGCGAGCGCCAAGAACAGCCUCCGUUCUCCCAUCAAGGCGGCCCGCGCCGAAGCCACCCUGGCCCUGCGCACCGUCAUAGGCACGACCACCAGCACCGCCAAUGCCUUUGACAGCCUCCCUGCCGCGCGCUGCCUUGCCUACACAGCCGGCGCAGCCGCCGUCGUAGCCACCGUCGACGCGCAGAACCACAUCUCCCAGCGCUUCUACCGCGCCCGUCCCACCACCCACCCCAUCAACUCGUCCGCUUCUAUAUACGGCGGGCCUGCCACGCCCACGCAGAACGAGAGCCGCAACAGAGCAGCUGCUUCGUUGCGCGACGCCGGCCUCGGCCCGUCGCCUCACGCAACGCCAGCGGCAAACGACUGGAGCGACUCGCCCAACAACAGGGCAUGGACUGCCCGCGAGAGGAUCAAGGCAGCGACCUGCGUCAGCUUCAGUCCAGACGGGAGGUUUCUGGCAGUGGGUGAGACAGGCUACAGACCGCGCGUGCUCAUCUUCUCAAUCUCCCCAGAUGCGCCCUCAGACACGCCCCUGACUGUUCUCGCGGAACACUCCUUCGGCGUCAACUGUGUAGCCUUCAGUCCUGACUCGCGCUACCUCGCAAGCAUAGGCACGGCGCAGGAUGGCUUCCUCUACGUGUGGAGCAUCAAUUCUCGCACGGGAGCCGCCGCACUGCACUCCAGCAACAAGUGUGUGAGCAACAUCAACCGCAUGACGUGGAUGGGGAACAGGCUCAUCACCGUGGGCACGCGGCACGUCAAGGUGUGGUCCCUCGAAGAUCGCAGUCCAGUCCAACGAGUAUCGAGACCCCGUCAGAGCGACAUGUUCUCCGGCAGCACACACAAGCCGCUGUCGGGCAGGAACUGUCUGCUUGCAGACCUGCAAGAUGCAACCUUCACAAGUGUCUGUCAGGUAGCACCUAACAAGGCAAUCGUAGCAUCAGAACGAGGCGAUCUGUGCUUGAUAGACGAGACCGAUCGAGAGCAAAACUUCGCCCGCGUCUCUCACGCUGGCUUCUCCGUCAGCUCGAUGGCGGUUGACGACAAGGGGCGACUCCACCUCGCAGGCAGCCACGGAGGCUUGAAGACCCUCACCGUCGCCAGUCUCGUCAGCAAGACUCCACCGCCAUCACCGUCGUCUCAGGGUUCCCGAGGUGACUCGCCCACCAUCUCCAUCACGGAUGGCAGCAACCAGAUCAGCGCAAUUGCCUGUCUCGCCGACCACAUUGUGACGGUAGAUUCGCAACGUGCUAUUCGAUUAUCACACUUGUGCUCGCGUGGUCCGCCCCAGGACACAGAAUUCUCUGCUUGUUGUUCAGACGAUGAUACAAGUAUUGGCGAAGUCAUCCACACACUGCCGGCUCAUGGAGAUUCUGUGUUGGGCGUAGGGGUCUUGUCUCGGCCCAACCAUCUGGACGCCUCUUACUAUACGUGGGCUGCUGGCGGCAGUGCCAUUUUCUGGAGUCAAAACGGCAGUACCCAGAGACUACUGCAAGUGGCGCUCGAAGAGUCCGCUGGUCCUGACGCUGUUUCGAACGAACUCCGUACCGUUCGCGCCUCGGCUGACGCCAGCUUUUUCGUCACCGGAGACAAGCUCGGUGUGUUAAGAAUCAUUGAUUGCAGAACAGAAGCCAUCAUUUUCGAGUCCCGAGCGCACUCGAAUGAGAUCACGAGCAUUGCCAUUUUUGAAGACGACAGUUCGACUCUGGUCGCUUCUGCAAGUAGAGACCGUACCGUGCAGGUCUUCGGUCGAGAAAGAGGCGUCUGGACCCUGCUGCAAACUCUGGACGAGCAUGCUGGAUCGGUGCUCGGUAUACAGUUCUCACAGAACGGCAAACGUCUCGUCUCGUCAUCAAGCGACCGCAGCAUCGUCGUCCGCGAGAUGCUCUCACGGGAAGAGGAUGGCGAAACCAUGCGCGCUUUCUUCUUUCUCCGCUGCAUAGCUUUCAAGUCUACGCCUGUGUCCAUGGCGUGGGACAUCGAUCAGGACGAUGUGCUGCUGGCUUCCACUAUCGAUCGUCAAGUGCACAAGUACGAUCUACAAAGCGGCCAAUGCCUCAGCAACUUCAAAGCAUCAGAUACAGAUGGGGGUGACGCUGUCGUACUACACUCCUUGGCUCACAUCCCAAGAGAAUGGGGCUCCCCCCUCAUUGCAGGAGUCUCGAGUACGGACAAGUCGAUACGCAUCUACGACGAAAGCGGUACCCUUCUCGCCCGCGACUGGGGACAUACCGAGGGGGUCACUGACAUCGCGUACGUGCAGCCGUCGACAUUGCAAGAGGACGACUCGCGCGAAAAGUCUCUUGUUACAGUCGCGGUGGACGGAACCAUUUUUGUCUGGGCCCUGGCACUACAGGCACCAUAUCGGCAAGAGUUGUCAAAAUCAAUGGACGUGCUGGGAGCAACAUCACAAUCGACACAAAACCUGCUAGCGAGUAAGCCUCCACUGCGCCGUGUGCUGUCACAAUCCGAGAUCGCCAAGUUCCAGCGCUCGCCAGACGAGAGUGGGUGUCCAACACCCACCGGCAGUCGAUCACCUACUUUGAAGAAGAAAUUUUCAAAGUAUUCGCUGGAGAAGACGCAGACACCGAAGCUUGAUCCGUCGCCGUUACCUAGUAUUGUGCGGGAGAGGAGAAAUGGAGGCCCAACAAACCACACGUUGCUCCGCAGAAAGAACAACACUUCGCCGUCACCUCCAGUCUCACCAAAGGCGCGCACCACACAGAGACGUGGCUCGGUUGACGUUAGAUCUCGAUCGAACCUCAAAGCGGCAAGCGAUGUGGGAAGUCUCGCAGGAGCGAGCGAGAGCCUUUGCAGGCAGCUCAAAGCGUAUCGCAAACGUCUCGCCACCAGCACGGAAACGUUGGACAUGGACAUGGUCACAGAGGUUCAGCGAGAGCUCGCAACGACCGCCAGAGCGAUUGGUGAGCGAGCCAAGACGAAAGAGCUUGACGAGGUUGGUGUGUCAAAGCUCUUAGACCAGUACUCAGAGAGGCUGGUCAACAUACUCGAUGAGAGGAUCGCGGCGAGCGUGGCUCUGCGGGCGCGUCAAGACAGCGAGGCUGGGCUAUCGACACCGGUGCGGUCACCUGCGGAUUACAGGCGGUCACCGAGCCCGCUGAGCAACGCUGGAAACGACACCAGUGCAGGCGAUGAGGACUACAAAGAGGUCCACACGCCCACUGCGACGUCCACCGAGACCAAGGAAGAGAUGCCGGACAGAUGA
Ascochyta rabiei is the source of this 3282-nucleotide messenger RNA. RefSeq lists its product as uncharacterized. Gene Ontology annotation, biological process: regulation of mitotic cell cycle; mitotic spindle organization. Gene Ontology annotation, molecular function: protein binding. The transcript has 2 exons. NCBI's taxonomy places the organism in Eukaryota, Fungi, Ascomycota, Dothideomycetes, Pleosporales, Didymellaceae. Gene Ontology annotation, cellular component: mitotic spindle. The record is from RefSeq and is a predicted model, not a curated record. The coding region runs from base 1 to 3282 and encodes 1093 amino acids.